CAAGGGAAUUACACUAAACCUCCACCCAAAUCCCACUAACGCACGCCCUCAAUAGCCUCGCCCCGCCCUACAACGCCUACUGCGGACUGUCCGGAAAGUGCCACAAUCAAUACCGGCAUAUCAGUUUCACCACAAUACUACUCCAACCACUCCAACCGCACAAUCCCACACACAAACACUCAGAAAUCUGAUUGAUGGCCGAACCAUCCCCCCUCCUUGCUCCCCCAUGCCCUUCAUAGCCCCAUCGCCAUCUCCAUCUCCAUCUGCCCCCAUAUGCCAUCCUUCCUCUUUAAUCCCUCCGCUCCGCACACCACCUGGUUGACCCACGACAAACUUCACCUUGACAUCCUGCCAUGCGCCUGCUGUGAUUGCCCCGUAGGGGUCCAAACCCGCCGAAGCUAUGGAUGCCGCCGGUCCUGCCGCCGAGCUACACCAGGGGACUAGCCGCGACGACGACGAGACGCUUGUAGAUGCCCCCACCGAGGCCUCUGCGGCAAAGAAUGCGGCCAAUGCACGAGCGUCGCGACGGCGGACGAAGACGGGGUGCCUGACUUGCCGACGACGGCGAAUAAAAUGCGGCGAGGAGCGCCCUACCUGUGGCAAUUGCAUCAAGUCGAAGCGCCAAUGCGAGGGGUAUAACCAACGUGUUAUCUUCAAAGAUCCAUUGAACACCUACCGAGGCCCGACUAGCAGCAUUGCGACCCAUUCGGGAUUCGUUGCGAGGCCCAUACGACAGCAGGGCUCACUGGGCGCUCAUGGCCGGCCUGUACAAUCGAAGGUUCCCGGGGGAGCGUCACAGCAAAACAUCCCGCCUCGGGCCGGAGGUUCUUCACAAUCAGAUACCAGCAGACCUGCGACCGUCUUCCAGGGCUUCGUUCACAAUGAUUCCGCUACUUUUCAACCGCAGCAGAGCGUAGUCAAUCCUUUGCGCCGAGAAUCGGAGAUCAGCCAUGGAGGGUCAGAAGCACCCGCGCAAUGGGACAAUCCCGUGAAUAGUGUGCCAGUCUCCAGUCCAUUGGAUGCCCAAUGGAUCACAGCUCCACAGCCACCUCAAUAUCACCAUGAGCCUACGUACUCGGAGGUGUACGAAGAUCAAGCCCAGAUGACACAUGAUUCGUAUUUGGGCGACAUACCGAUGCAGCAGUCCCACGAUACGGGCAACAGAAGCGCUGACCUGAGUAACCGUUCGUCGGUGUCCCAGGGUCAUGUAGACGACAUCAGUUAUGUACAGGGUUAUCAGCAAGAGUACCAAGCCCCGACUCAGCAAGGUGCCUGGAGCCAAGUAGCCCGCCCUAUUAUGUCGUCGCCGCCAUACGAGCCAGUCACCAAUGAAUUCUAUGACACGAGAAAUCCAAUCCAUAGAACAGACGAGGAGGACGAAGACGACGAUGAUAGCGAUCCAUUCGACGUUUCUGACGACGAGGAUGAAGACGAAGAACCACGCAAUGGCGGAGCUCAUUUUGACCCCAGGUCACGAGAAAUCCAGAGGCUCAGAAGAGACAAUGAGCUCGCAACCGUUAUGGCUAUUCAAGCGGCGCAAACUCGAGAAGAUACACGGAUUCGAACAUAUCACUCUGUGAUAGAAAACUACGGCCCGAAUAUGCUUGCUAGCUAUUAUCCUUCAGCUCGGGACUCGCCGUUGAGCAAUCCUAUUGCUGCGGGCAUAUUUUGCCAUUUCAUCAAUGUUAUUGCACCGAGUUUGUCCAUGUUUGAACGUCACCCUGUGAACCCAUCUAUUGUGUUUCGAGGGAAUCCUGUGCCGAAGUCUCAGCAGCAUAUCUGGUCUUAUACCAUGCCUACUAUUGCACUUCGGAACCAUGCCCUCUGCCACGCGAUGUUGGCAAUGGCAAGUCUCCAUAUCGCAAAGCUAGAAAACGGACCCAUCACCGUAUCACUAAGGCAUUACCAUAUUGCUAUUAGGAAGCUGGCAAAGAACGUUGGCUCCUCCACCAGACGCAAACAGCUCGCAACUUUAGCUACCACACUACUUCUUGGAUUCUACGAGGUUAUCUCUGCAGACCAUAGUAAAUGGUGUGACCAUCUGCUUGGAGCACAUCAACUGGUCAAGCAGAUUGAUUUUUCUGGAAUAACUCGAUAUUUAAAGACCAAGAAGGCAUACAUGGCAAAUCUGCCACCUCAAAAUGUAUAUUAUGGCGGCGACAUGUCCUCUGAUACCCCGAUCGUAUAUGGCCACGAUAGCAUGGAAGAUUCGAGUCUAUCUAUGAACGAUGAAGUUGACGAGAAUCUAGUGGGAAUUAUCAUGGGAAAGCAGAUCAGAUAUGCCGAAUACGGAGAGAUUAUUGAGGACCCUGAUGGACCGUAUAUGGGAAAUAAAAGGUUUACGCAGCGCGAACUGGAUCUAUUUGAUACCCAACAGGAUCUUUUUUGGUGGUAUACCAAGCAGGACGUCUUUCAGAGCAUUCUCAGCCAAAAUAGGCUAUUUUUAAACUACGAUAGAUGGAGUCACUGUCCUCCGCGAGCACCCCUAGGUCGCCGUGAUGCUGUAUAUGGUACAUUCGACCAUCUGGUGCUGCUGCUAGGAAGACUAUGCUGUUUUGCCGCCAAAGACGUGAGGCGCAAGAAGAGAGCAAUGGCGGCUAACAGAGGGCAAUGGGGACCGCCUCCAGGCGCACCUGGGGGUCCAAAUCCAGGGCCACCAAUGCCUCCUAAUCAGCAGCCUCAAGGUGGGCGAGGAAUGCCGCCUAUGCCCGGAAUGCCUCCCAAUCAGCAACCUCAAGGCGGACCGGGAAUGCCUAUGCCUCCAGGCGGGCGAGGAAUGCCUAUGUCAGCAAUGCCUUCAUUCGCCGGUAUGCUACCAGGCAUCCGCAAAGCUUCAUUACCAAGAGGAUUCAGCCCAUCAAGUGAAGACUCGCCGCCGGCAAAUAGCGAUGAAGGCGACGAACGCCUCAGCGAGCAAACUGCCAAGGCCGAAGAGGAGUGGAACGGUAUCCGAAGCGUGUUCGGCAUGUUCGAACAGCACCUGGGACCGGAUUUUGCACCCCUCGGACCUGAAUACGCCCAGGAAAUCCCAUCGCCUUUCGGCCCAGCAAUUCAAUAUCGUACUUACGGUAUGGCUUUGAUGUGGCUCACGUACUACAUGGGUCUUAUUGUCUGCCACAGAUCGCAUCCUUCGAUGCCCCCAUCAGCGAUGAUGGCAGCUGGGUUUGCCGCGCAACAAACGGGAUUGUUUGCGAAUACGAUUGGCCGGAUAUCAGCUGGUAUAACAGCCGAUACAUCGUCAGCGACGCGAGUGAAUGUUGGAACCGGUGCAGCCCUCAACGACUCCUGCUUUGCCCUUUUUGUCGCUGGAGUCCAAGUACAAGAUCAAGCCCAGCGACACUGGGUUGUUCAGCGGUGUCUGGAUAUAGAGCGUCUCACUGGGUUCGAGACAGCUAGCCACAUCGCCCGAGGCUGCGAGACCUCGUGGACAAGAGCCGCGGCGAUGGGUAAAGGGGCUCCUUAUACGCGGUAUACGGAGCAGGCCCCUGUAGACAAGGUGUGGAGCCGAGCAGGUCAGAGGCUGGAGAGGAUGAGGAUCACUGCUGGAGAAGAGCAGCAUGUGCAUCCCCAGAGCACUGAGAGGGUGGGAAGAGUCCAGUUCGCAGUUGGUAUUCUUGGAGUCACGAGCCACUUCGGGAAGCUGGAUUUAGAAAGUGAUGAUGAAGAAGAUCGAUGAAUGCAUGGCGUGGGAGUAGGUUUAAUGGAAGCAAGCGGACAUUGGUGGUGUUUUGGGUUCCAUCGCAUCUACGGGGCGGUAAACUUCAGUGUGCAAUCAAUUCAAAAUUAUGACC
This is a messenger RNA of Pseudogymnoascus verrucosus, 3791 nucleotides long. RefSeq lists its product as uncharacterized. Gene Ontology annotation, molecular function: DNA-binding transcription factor activity, RNA polymerase II-specific; zinc ion binding; transcription cis-regulatory region binding. Gene Ontology annotation, biological process: positive regulation of transcription by RNA polymerase II. The transcript has 6 exons. Lineage: Eukaryota; Fungi; Ascomycota; Leotiomycetes; Thelebolales; Thelebolaceae. Gene Ontology annotation, cellular component: nucleus. The coding region runs from base 401 to 3676 and encodes 1091 amino acids. The record is from RefSeq and is a predicted model, not a curated record.